CAGAGCCUGAAACCCUCACGUUUUCCCACUGAUCAGAGCUGAUUCAUGGAAUUAUGCUGCUGCAGCCUCUCUGGAAUGCCGUCCUGGGACGUGCCUCCCUCCUACACUCGCCUUUCUUUCCCGUCCUCUUCUCGUUGUCCGCCUACCUGUCCUUCUGCCUGCCCUUCCUGCUGCUGGACGUGCUGGCCUCCAGGUGGGCCCUGGUGCGCAAGUACAAGCUGCAGCCUCAGAGCUCCGUGACCUGGGCCUCGGUGCGGAGCUGCGUGGCUCGGACCACCUACAACCACCUAAUCUUCAUCUUCCCACUCACUGUGCUGCACUGGUACCUGAGACCAGUCCGGAUGCCUGACCAGGCCCCGGCUCUGCCCACACUGCUGCUCCAGGUCCUGGUCUGCCUGCUGCUCUUCGACUUUCAGAGCUUCGUCUGGCACUUGGCACACCACAAGGUUCCCUGGCUCUACCGCAACUUCCACAAGGUGCACCACACCUACACCUCCACCUCUGCCCUGACUGCAGAGUACUCGGGGGUCUGGGAGACCCUCAGCCUGGGGCUCUUUGCCGCCGCCAACCCGGUUCUGUUGGGCUGCCACCCGCUCACCGAGCUGGCCUUCUUCCUGGUCAAUAUCUGGUUGUCGGUGGAGGACCACUGCGGCUACGACCUGCCCUGGGCCACCCACCGCCUGGUGCCGCUCGGCCUGUACGGCGGCGCCCGCCACCACGACCUCCACCACCUCAAGUCCAGGUGCAACUUCGCCCCGUACUUCACCCACUGGGACCGGCUGGCCGGGACACUGGUCACACAGGACUGAGACCCCCACAGCACCUGAACACACCUCCAUGGAGGACAUAGAACUCUGGAGGCGUUUAAGAACCCUGAAAGCUUCAUGAAGUGAUGAUGAUGAAGUGGAACAACAGACCUGGACUGUGUUCUAAUAUUUAAUCUGAAUAUUUAUUUUUCUCUGUAUGACGUUUUUAAUGAGGAGUUAAAUUUUCUACGUUAAUGAAGAUUUUCUAGUUUUAUUGUUUUCAACGAGUCGCACCAUUGAAACAAGAAAGUCCGGAGAAUCGGAUUCAGAGUUAAAGGAAAAUGGAUUUGGUGCAGCCAUGAUGGAUCAUUCCGAGUUGGAAGAGUCAGAACCUGGUUCAUACUGAACUGAUCCGACCUGAAAAUGGAUCGAAGAGGUCCGGAUCCACCAACAGCCACAGAUAUGAUAUGUUAUACAUGUUAUAUAUGAGGAUGGAUGGAUGGAUUAUGGAUGGAUGGAUGGAUGGAUGGAUGAUGGAUGGAUGGAUGGAUGGAUGAUGGAUGGAUGGAUGGAUGGAUGGAUGGAUGAUGGAUGGAUGGAUGCAAAGUGAGAGGGAGUGAAGGUGUUGAGGAGCAGGAGUGUGAGUGGGGAGUUUUAUGGAAGUUUCUAUUGGGAGGAAACAAAGUGACUGAAAUGUGGAUGUUUUGUUUUGUUAACUAUAAAGAGACUAAAUAAAGUUUCCGAAGAGGAAAA
Melanotaenia boesemani (Boeseman's rainbowfish) is the source of this 1499-nucleotide messenger RNA. RefSeq names its product cholesterol 25-hydroxylase (gene ch25h). The coding region runs from base 54 to 809 and encodes 251 amino acids. Gene Ontology annotation, molecular function: iron ion binding; C-4 methylsterol oxidase activity; steroid hydroxylase activity. Gene Ontology annotation, biological process: sterol biosynthetic process; cholesterol metabolic process. Lineage: Eukaryota; Metazoa; Chordata; Actinopteri; Atheriniformes; Melanotaeniidae. The transcript has 2 exons. The record is from RefSeq and is a predicted model, not a curated record.